This is a messenger RNA of Lolium rigidum, 1729 nucleotides long. RefSeq lists its product as uncharacterized. NCBI's taxonomy places the organism in Eukaryota, Viridiplantae, Streptophyta, Magnoliopsida, Poales, Poaceae. The record is from RefSeq and is a predicted model, not a curated record. Bases 1 to 1281 code for a protein of 426 amino acids. The transcript has 13 exons.
AUGGCCGCUAUGGUGAGAGCAUGCAUGCCGCUCCGCACCCCUGCUGCCGCCGCGGCCGCCUCGUCCUCCGCCGCCACCACGGCGGCUGCCCCGAGCAAGCCUCGCUCGAACGCGCGCGUGCUCGUGCUCGGCGGCACCGGCCGCGUCGGCGGCUCCACGGCCACCGCGCUCUCCAAGCUCCGUCCCGACCUGAACAUCCUCAUCGGCGGCAGGAACCGGGAGAAAGGCGAAUCUUUGGCAUCUAAACUCGGCGUCCAAUCCGAGUUUGUGGAAAUCGAUACCGGCAACGCAGCCAUGCUGAAGGAAGUGCUACAAGAUGUGGAUUUAGUUGUUCAUACUGCUGGACCUUUCCAAGGGGGCGCUGAAUGCACCGUCUUGCAGGCGGCCAUAUCGACUAAGACAGCAUAUAUCGAUGUUUGUGAUGAUAUGGACUAUUCAUGGAGAGCCAAAGCUUACCAUGAAGAAGCAAAAGCUCAAGGCAUUCCAGCUAUUACAACUGCCGGCAUAUAUCCAGGAGUGAGCAAUGUGAUGGCUGCUGAGCUUGUGAAUGCUGCUAGAGAUGAAGAUGGAGAACCUGAAAGACUAAGAUUCUUCUAUUAUACUGCAGGUUCUGGUGGUGCUGGUCCAACGAUAUUGGCAACAAGUUUUCUGCUUCUUGGGGAGGAUGUAAUUGCAUAUAACAAAGGAGAAGAAAUCAAAUUGAAGCCCUACAGUGGAGUUCUCAACAUUGAUUUUGGAAAGGGGGUUAGAAAGAGAGAUGUUUACUUACUGAAUUUGCCUGAAGUGAAGAGUGCUCAUAAAUUUUUAGGUGUGCCAACUGUCAGCGCUCGAUUUGGUACUUCUCCAUUCUUCUGGAACUGGGGAAUGGAGGCUUUUGCCAACUUUUUACCUGUUGAGUUCUUGAGGGAUAAAGAUAAGGUUCGAGAGUUGGUUGAAUUAGUUGAUCCCCUUGUCCGAGCCAUUGACGGCUUUGCAGGGGAGCGUGUCUCCAUGAGAGUAGACUUGGAAUGUUCGAACGGCCGGAAUACUAUUGAAUUGUUUUCUCACAGAAAGCUGUCUGUAUCGGUAGGCCAUUCAACGGCUGCAUUUGUUCAAGCAGUUCUGGAGGGAAGCACUCAACCAGGUGUUUGGUUCCCUGAAGAGCCAGAGGGAAUCGCAAUUGAAUCAAGAAAGCUUCUUCUCGAGCGUGCUUCCCAAGGGACAACAAACUUUGUGAUGAACAAGCCUUCCUGGAUGAUAGAGACCGACCCAAAGGAAGUUAUCUUAGGAAUAUACGUGUGAAACAACUGGAAUACACACACCUGAAUCUGGAUACAACUAUAUCCUAAUUUUGUUGAUCAAAUGUUGGAGAAACUUACAAAGUUUUGGACGUAUGAUCAAGGAUAACGCAGCAAGAAGUUGUGCAGGCAGCUUGCAGCAAGCAGAAUCCUCCAUUCCUGUGUGAUUCUUUGGUCGUGCUGUUGGAAAGGCUGUAAAUAACAUACUGUAAUGAUUUUGUUUGCUAGGGAAGUGCAGAGUGAGCAAAACCGUGCCAUGUAAACUUGUCAGGAAAAAUGUGUACUGGGUCUGUAACUGAACUAAAUGAUUAUAGAAGCUGAGAAUUAUUGCAUGAAAGUGGCCUCAUCUGAAGCUAUUAGAUGCAACAAUUGUGGUACUAAAUGGGAAAGAAAGAGUACAAGAAUUAUGAUGCGUCAAGGUGGAAUACAAGAAAAGGGAAUUUCAAGGUUGA